Messenger RNA from Anopheles stephensi (Asian malaria mosquito), 887 nucleotides. It is a transcript of the gene Gpa2, whose product is annotated as thyrostimulin alpha-2 subunit. Gene Ontology annotation, molecular function: hormone receptor binding. Lineage: Eukaryota; Metazoa; Arthropoda; Insecta; Diptera; Culicidae. The transcript is spliced from 2 exons. Gene Ontology annotation, biological process: cell surface receptor signaling pathway. The record is from RefSeq and is a predicted model, not a curated record. The coding region runs from base 225 to 590 and encodes 121 amino acids.
CUUCCAGCGGCCAUCAGUGUACAGUUCAGCGUCUUGCGUUCUAAAACAGUGCGGCAACGGUCUUUCGUGUCCCUAAGGUUUGCAGCGAUGAUGAUGAGAUCGGGUUCUUAAAAGUGGACAAGAGCAUCAAUUAGCUGCUGUUUCUGUGGAAGUAUAACUGUGCACGUUUAACGUAAAGCGAGAAGCAGGAGGUCACCGCGACCAAGCCGACGGUGUUGGGAAAAAUGUCAUGGCUUCGCUUCAUGUCGGUACUGUUCUGUGCGAUCAUGCUUGUGAAGGCUCGGGAAACUUGGCAGAAGCCGGGAUGCCAUAAAGUGGGGCACACGCGUAAGAUAAGCAUCCCGGACUGUGUCGAGUUUACCAUCACCACCAACGCGUGCCGUGGGUUCUGUGAAUCGUUUGCCGUACCGUCGGCCCCGUUUGCGCUCGUUGGCCACAAACCACCGCAACCGGUCACCUCGGUCGGCCAGUGCUGCAACAUCAUGGAGACGGAAGACGUACGGGUGCGUGUGCUGUGCGUGAACGGCAUCCGGAAUCUGACGUUCAAAUCGGCCACCAACUGCUCCUGCUAUCACUGUAAAAAGGAUUAAUUAGGGCUGGAGCGGUCCGCCGCCGGGUGGACCGCCACCACCACCACCAAUCGUACCAUCGUGCUGAGCAUGUGAGCAAACCGGCUCCCUGGGGCUGACGGUGGUUCGAUUCUUCGUUCGUUUAUUUACCUCUGAGCCACUUGUUGUUUUGAGAAACCACCACCGUGAUGGGAUGUGAAAGGGUUUCGCGUGCAUACUGCUGUAGAGAUUUAUGGGCUAGUGUACAAAAUACUACAUGCUGCUAUACAUAUACCGCUGGACAAAUAAAGCUGUACCUAUAAUAAUGUAGUCAAAGAA